Tribolium madens (black flour beetle) is the source of this 3744-nucleotide messenger RNA. RefSeq names its product cystic fibrosis transmembrane conductance regulator-like. Gene Ontology annotation, cellular component: membrane. The transcript is spliced from 10 exons. Bases 1 to 3666 code for a protein of 1221 amino acids. Lineage: Eukaryota; Metazoa; Arthropoda; Insecta; Coleoptera; Tenebrionidae. Gene Ontology annotation, biological process: transmembrane transport. The record is from RefSeq and is a predicted model, not a curated record. Gene Ontology annotation, molecular function: ABC-type transporter activity; ATP binding; ATP hydrolysis activity.
AUGUCUUGCUGCCCUACUCCCUGCUGCGCCCCAUGCUGUGCACCCUGUUGCACCCCUUGCUGCGCCCCCUGUUGCGUCCCUUGCUGCCCCCCGCCCUGUGUCUACGUACCCUGCGUGGUGCCUUGCUGUUGCCCCUGCCCCCCGCCGUGCUGCCCAUCCAACGGCAACGGGAACGGAAACGGAAAGAAAUGCUGUGUGUCCGUGCGCGCCGCCCCCGCCGUGUCCGUGUGCGCCCCUCUGCGUGCCCUGUUGUCCCCAACCCUGCGUGUUGAUGCCCUGUUGUCAGAUUUGUCCACCGACUUGCUCUCCCUGCUGUUGCCCCCCAUUAUUGAUAAGGAAGUAGUUACUCGGUUUGAAAGUGAUAAGAGUGAUGGAAAGUGUUUUGCCAAUUUGUUCGUAAAGAGAGAUUGGGGCAAGGACUUGUGUGAAUUACCAGAAAAUUUAAAAUCGAAAUAUUUGUGUGAAAAAUUGGAAAAAAUUUGGCUUGAGUUGAAACCAAAAAAGAAAAAGCUUUCAAUCAUUGAGCCACUUCUCAAGUGUCACUUUUUCACCUACUUUUUCUUGGGUCUAACUCAAUUAAUUGUUAAAACUUCAUUAAUUAUUGGUUAUCCGUUCCUGAUUGACAAAUUUUUGGAAUCCCGAAGUGUUUUUGGCUUUUCAUUGGUCGCUUUAUUCCUUUUGGAAACUCUCUACGACCAGUGGUACAUGUUUAAGCUGAAAUUGUUGCAAUUACAAGUCGAAUCGGCCCUUUGUGGGCUCAUUUACCGAAAAAGUUUAAAAUUGCCUCAAGUGCAUUUUGGCAAAAUUUUGACUUUCAUAACUAAGGAUUGUCAUAACCUUAACACAUCUCUGCGAAGAGCCAAUGACGUCUGGAUCUACAUUUUACAAUCAAUUUUCUUAAUUUAUUUAAUUUUCAGAAAAGUAGGAUUCACAGUUUUAGUUCCAAUAAUUUUUUUCCUGGGUAUAUUAGUACUGCAAGUCCGCUGGGCCCUUAAAUCAAAAAUUCUGAAAACAAUAAUGCUGGAAACAACUGAGAGUCGUUUCGGUUUCACCCAAACCGUUUUAUCUGGAAUAAAAUCAGUGAAAAUGAACAAAUGGGAGACGGUUUUCGGGGAAAAACUGUGCAAAAUUCGAUCGGAGGAAAUCAGUCUCACUCAUAAGAUUUUCCUACUCAAAUUUCUCAUCUCCUCAAAUGCCACACUCUGGAUUUGUGCCAGUUUCUUCCCCUGGACGGCCAUGUACCUCAAUAAAAUGUCCCUAGACGCCAUUUUUAACCUCUUCCAGAUUUACCAAAUUUUGGGUCACGUGUUAUUGACACUUGUGCCACUUUCUGUAAGUCAGAGUGCCGAAACUUUGGCCACUAUUGACCGACUCGACUGUUUUUUACAACUGGGCGAAGUACCAAUAAGGGUACCAGUGGGUGCCUCAAGUGCCCAAAUAGCCCUAACAAAGGUCACUGUAACACUAAAUAGGGAAACCGUGCUUCGCGACAUUAACCUUGACCUUGGGACGGGUCUACACCUAGUGACUGGUGCAGUCGGUAGUGGGAAAACCUCCCUUUUGAAGACAAUUUUGCGAGAGUUUGAGCCAAUCACAGGCCAGGUUUUAACUCAAGGUUCUCUCACUUUUUCGUCCCAAAAACCUUGGAUUUUUGCGUCGACAAUACGCCAAAACAUAUUAUUCGAGGAAAAUUUUGAUGAGAUGAGAUACAACCAAGUUUUGCAAGUUUGCGACUUGAGCUUUGACCUCAAAAAACUGGGCGAUUUGACCCCAAUUCAAAGCUCGAGUUUGAGUAAAGGGCAAAGGGCUCGGAUUAACUUAGCUCGGGCUGUUUACAAAAACUGUGAUAUUUAUCUACUAGAUGACCCUUUGGCUAGUCUAGAUCACGAAACAAAGAAUUUGAUAUUUGAAAAAUGUGCGUCAUUUCUCCGAGAAAAACUGGUGGUUUGGACAGCAAGAGAAAUGUUCGAUUGCCCGAAUUGUGUGGUUUUAGACAAAGGAAAAAUAAUUUCUGUUGAAAAAUUUGAAACAAAAAUUCGAAAUUUUGACUUGUUUCAAGAACCAAAAAUUGAGGAUACUGUCGAUGACGCGAGUGAUGAAAUAACCCAAUUGUUACCAAAACCUGAGCCUCUUAAAUUUUUUUUUGAGGAAGAGACUAGAGGUGGGAGCGUUGAUUUCAAAAUUUACAAGAAAUGGAUCCAAACAACCGGUUUUUUUCUCGUCUUUUUCGUAAUUUUUCUUGUGGCUUGUUUGCCACUAAUGGUCAAAAUUUUCGACACAUCUCUAAUCUCCUGGAAAGUCGAAUUAAAGGAGCGAAAAAAUAUAAUAGCUAGACAUAUCGCCCUGUUUAUGAUUUAUUUGAUUUUCAUCGUUAUUUCCAAUGUUAAUUUUCUUAUUUUUAUCAAAAAGGCUUCAAUUAAACUUUACAAAUUUUUAUCACAAGCCGUGUUAAACGCCGACUUGGCGUUUUUUAGCAAAAAUUUGAGUGGACAAGUUUUGAGUCGGUUUUCAAGAGAUUUGCUCGUUUUGGAUGAAAUUUUACCGUUUUUGUAUUACGAUUCUUGCAAGACUUUAUUUAGCGCAAUAUGGGCCAUAGUUGAGUUAAUUCUAGUGCAAAAGAUUUUUCUAGUGGCUGUUACAAUUUUUAUUCUCAGUGUUACAACUUUGCAAAAAAAAUUUCGUUCAGUUGCAACUGACGUGAAGAGAUUGGAAGCCUCAGCCAAAAGUUUAAUUAUUGAUUAUUUUAACUCUACUUUAGAAGGAUUAACAACAAUACGGGCACAAAAUACCAAUUCUGUUUUUUACCAAGAGUUUGAAAACCGUUUAGAUUUGUACACAUCUGCAUCUUUUACGUAUAUGUGUACCAAAAGAAUUUUUUUCAUUUCUUUUAAUUUAGUUUCUUCCAUAUUUCUUGGAGUAGUAAUAAGCCGAUUUUUGGUCGUUACGUCUGAAUCACUCAAUAUACAUUUUGCCCUGCAUCAAAGCCUUUUCCUCAUACAAAUUUUGAGCGAGGGACUUUUAAAAUGGAGUGAAUUUGAAACACACUUUAAUUCAGUGGAGCGAAUUUUGGACUAUUCUUAUCAGAAAAAAACAAAAUUUGUAUUGAAAAAUUGUCCAAAAAUCGGAGAAAAUCAAGUCGAAAAUGUCGAUCUUUUUGUACCCAACUCAAAAAACGUGACUUUUGGGGAUUCCCGAAAGGAAAAAAUUGGAAUAAUUGACAAUAGUGGAUCCGGAAAAACCGAUUUAAUUUUCACACUUAUCGACCCUCACGGGAAACUUUCUUCGAGUGGAAAAAUUUCAGGCUUUUCAGAAGACCCAAUUUUCUUUCAGUCAACUAUUCGAGAAAAUGUUGACCCGUUUGGAGAACACACAAACUCGGAAAUUUGCGACGUUUUGAAAGCAUUAAAUUUCUACAGAUUUUUUUUCCUUGAUUUGGAAGAAGAAAUAUUCGACCUCAGCGAGGGGCAAAAAGAAAUAAUUUGCUUGGCAAGACUGAUAUUAGAUAAAAGUGAUAUUGUGAUCAUCGACAAUCCCAGUGUUUAUUUCGACCUGAAGCAUUUUUUGGGACGCACUGUAAUAAUUGUAAGCCACGAUUCGCGAAUUUUGGAAAAGUGUGAAAAGACUAUCUUAUUACUAAAUGGCGAAGCCGUAUUAUGUGUUGCCUAACCAAACCAAUAAACUCAAAAAUUACUCAGAUGGCUAAAUAAAACAUAGUUUUUGGUAUUUAAAACAAAAUUCAUUAAA